Messenger RNA from Durio zibethinus, 339 nucleotides. The record is from RefSeq and is a predicted model, not a curated record. NCBI's taxonomy places the organism in Eukaryota, Viridiplantae, Streptophyta, Magnoliopsida, Malvales, Malvaceae.
AUGAGAUGUGGCUACUUUCUCUUCUUCCUCUUACCUUCCAAUCCUCCUCCACCACCAGCCAAAGCCCCACCUCUCAAUAAUCUUUCACUCUCUUCCCAAAAACCCAAAAAUACUCUACUUUCAGUAUCAGUUCAAGAGGAUCAAUCUUCUUCAUUAUCCACUGAAUUGUCAUCUGUUAUUUGCCAUUCUCUUGAAUAUGCAAAUACCCUUUUCUUUAAAUCUGCUUACAAUGUUCAGGUUAUUGUGGAUGACAAUGAACCUGAAGAAAGGCUAUGUUGUCUAUGUUAUUGGCAACCUUUUCACAUUUUCUUUUCCAGUUUAGAAUAGGUAACAUUUGAA